CAAACAUGACUGAAGGUAACUGGCGUGUUACGACAGUUGUUAGCGUUACUUUUAGAUUUCUUUUUCCUUUUUCUUUUUAUUAGCGCUUUUCAGAAGAACCUUAAUUACGUUAUAAGAAGCCUUCAAGAGAUGUUUUACUCUCGCCGUAUUAUUUAGGAAUGUUUUUUCGACGUUUGUGUAUUUUUUGGUUCGCAGUACACCAACAAAGUAGCUAGUAUUUAGCUAAUCUGAGCAUCUUCCUGCUCCUGUGUAUAUAAUGUGAUGCUGAAUUUGACCCACAUAUUUGGCUGUCACAGCAAAACACACGUUGACCAGUCAGAUUUAAGGACAUUUCACUGUGUCUUAGUUAAUGUCACAAUGUUAGUCACCUCCGUUUCUCGGCAGUUUUUGGUCAGACAGUGAUGUUUAGACUGACUGGUCUUUUCAGAGUAGUACGCAGGAGCCUUUGCAGCGCCGCCGACGACAUGCCCAAGGGGAAGUUUUUCUACGCUGUAAGGAAAGGAGUGAAACCAGGAGUCUACACUUCAUGGGAUGAAUGUAAGAGCCAAGUGGAGAAAUUUCCAGCUGCAUCUUUCAAGAAGUUUGCAUCGGAGCGAGAUGCCUGGGCGUUUUUCAGAGGAGUCGAGCCUCCUUCAGCUCCAGAGGUCAAGAAAGUCAUUGAGAAGGUGGAAUCGGACAUCUCUCUGCUUCCAAAACGAGGCCCUGAGCCACUGGAGUACAUCCCUCUUGGCAAGAAGAGAUGUCUCUCAGAGGAGGAGCCAGAGCAUCAUUCUAAACGAGUCAAACAGUCGGAAAGCUCAUCAUCAGAAAGCACAGAUGGAUUCACAUAUAUGGGUGACGCUGUGGUUGUUUACACCGACGGCUGCUGCUCAGCCAACGGACGGAGCAAAGCCCGAGCUGGCAUCGGCGUGUACUGGGGCCACAACCACCCACUAAAUGUCGCAGACCGGUUGCAGGGAAGACAGACCAACCAGCGCGCAGAGAUACAGGCAGCCUGCAGGGCGCUGGAACAGGCCAAAGAAAAGAACAUUAAGAAGUUGGUUCUCUACACUGACAGCAAAUUUACGAUCAAUGGCGUGACCAGCUGGGUGAAAAACUGGAAGCUGAACGGCUGGAGGUUGAAAUCUGGAGGUCAGGUCAUCAACAAAGAAGACUUUGUCAAGCUGGACAGAUUAAACACACAGCUGGAGGUGGUCUGGAUCCAUAUUCCAGGUCACGCUGGCUACAGAGGCAACGAGGAGGCCGACAGACUGUCAAGAGAAGGAGCAGCGAAGCCUCUACCGCAGCAGCACGAGGAAGAAGUCGAAUAGCAUUGAAGAGAUCUGCUGCUGGACUUUUUGUUUAUGCCAUUUAUCGGUUUAUCAGCCAGUUGACUACUUUGAUUUGAAGGUUUGUUUUUCCUCUCAGCAGCAUUCGUGACUAAACCGAAACACUGAGAAAGGGGACUCCAUGCGUUGGUCAACUUUACUGUCGAAUGUUAAUUUAAAUUUGUGUUUCUGCUUUGAAUAAAGUUUAAGUUUCAGCUGUAAA
Messenger RNA from Stegastes partitus (bicolor damselfish), 1530 nucleotides. It is a transcript of the gene rnaseh1, whose product is annotated as ribonuclease H1. Bases 402 to 1310 code for a protein of 302 amino acids. Gene Ontology annotation, molecular function: magnesium ion binding; nucleic acid binding; RNA-DNA hybrid ribonuclease activity. Gene Ontology annotation, biological process: DNA replication, removal of RNA primer. The record is from RefSeq and is a predicted model, not a curated record. The transcript has 8 exons. Lineage: Eukaryota; Metazoa; Chordata; Actinopteri; Pomacentridae.